Molecule: messenger RNA, 2742 nt
Organism: Vidua macroura (Pin-tailed whydah)
Lineage: Eukaryota; Metazoa; Chordata; Aves; Passeriformes; Viduidae
Gene: IMPA1
Product: inositol monophosphatase 1
Exons: 8
Coding region: 233-1069 (278 amino acids)
Biological process (GO): phosphatidylinositol phosphate biosynthetic process; signal transduction; inositol metabolic process
Molecular function (GO): inositol monophosphate 1-phosphatase activity
Source: RefSeq, a predicted model, not a curated record
CGCCGCAGCCGCCAUUUCGGGCGCCGUGAGGGGGCUGCGCGUCCUGCAGCCCGGGGCGGGGCGUGCGCUCAGCCUGUUUCCUCAUUUGAACAGUACUUAAACCAGGGGAAGGAAAAAACUUCGAAUUUGUAAAAAAAAAAAAAAAAAAAAAAAGAAAAAAAAGGAAGAAAACAAGGAAUAAUAAUUUUUGGCAUUAAUCUCUCCUCUUGCUAGGCUCUUUAUCUCGGGAAAGAUGGCAGAUCCCUGGCAAGAAUGUAUGGAUUAUGCAGUUGGUUUAGCAAGGAAAGCUGGGGAGAUAAUCCGUGGAGCACUCAAAGAAGAAAUAUCUGUUAUGACUAAAAGUUCACCUGUAGAUCUAGUGACAGAAACUGAUCAAAAAGUAGAAAACUUCAUUAUUUCUUUGAUAAAAGAAAAGUAUCCUUCUCACAGCUUUAUUGGUGAAGAAUCUGUUGCAGCUGGAGAGGGCAGCAUUCUGACAGAUAACCCCACAUGGAUUAUAGACCCUAUUGAUGGAACUACCAACUUUGUACACAGGUUUCCAUUUGUGGCAGUUUCAAUUGGCUUUGUUGUAAACAAAAAGAUAGAGUUUGGAAUUGUGUAUAGUUGUAUAGAAGACAAGAUGUAUACUGCCAGAAAAGGAAAAGGUGCAUUUUGCAAUGGUCAGAAACUUCAAGUAUCGGGCCAAGAAGACAUUACAAAAUCCCUUUUAGUAACAGAAUUGGGGUCAAAUCGUGAUCCAGAGGCUAUAAAAAUAAUUCUUUCUAAUAUGGAAAGACUUCUCAGUAUUCCUAUUCAUGGGAUUAGAGCUGUUGGUACAGCAGCUGUGAACAUGUGCCUUGUGGCAACAGGUGGAGCUGAUGCUUAUUAUGAAAUGGGGAUUCACUGCUGGGAUAUGGCAGGCGCUGGAAUCAUUAUUACUGAAGCUGGUGGAGUACUGCUGGAUGUAACAGGUGGACCAUUUGAUUUGAUGUCUCGAAGAAUAAUUGCAGCAAGUAGUCGAGCUAUCGGAGAGAGAAUAGCCAAAGCACUUCAAGUAAUUCCUCUGAGAAGAGAUGAUGCAACCAACUGAACGCCAAAGCUGCACCAUAAAUGUCCUUAUCUAAUGUUGUCUCAUUUUCCCACAUGGUGGUCUUCUACCUUGAAUAGAUGGUAGUCUUUCAGUACUGGUGUGGCUGCUAAGUAGGGCUUUGAGAUUGAACAGCAUUCUAAGUAAGCUUUAACUGUUGAGUAUUUAAUUUAACAUCACAAUUAGAUAAAAAUCUAGGAAAAUAAGCAAAAUAUGCAACUAGUAUUUUCAAGUUUUAUACUAUACUGGAACACAUAGCAAGAGACUCUUUGAUGUAUAGAUAAAGAUCUCUAGUUCUGUAAGUGACAAAAAGAAAACCCACUCUCCUAACAGCACAUCACCACAUCUGAUCCUGAACCCAAAAAGAUGAAGGCAUUACUGUUUAUCCAGUCUUUCUCUAUCUGGUCUCCAGUGCAUCCAUUUCCUUACCUCAUUGCACUUUUUGUUGAGGUGGUUCACACAUUUCCAAACCUGUUGGUUGCUUGUAGUUUUGGCUACAAUUUAAAGCCUUUAUUAUUUAUCUGUCAUUGGUUUUGUAGUCAUCAUUCUACCUUUCCAGUGGUAGAUGGACACAAUCUCUUCUUUAGCCUCAUAUGUGGCCAGUACACUUGCAAAUCCAUUACAAUUUUGAAAAUAAUAGUUAUUGUGCCAGAAAAUAUAUUCAUCUUCCAGAAUUAAGUUCUUAGCACACCUAUCACCAAAUGUACUUACUUGAAAUUAAGAUACAGUAUGAUUUGCAUUUUGUUAACUUUGAUUUGGUUUCAACAUGGAUGAGUGUGUUUCAAAGUCUAAGGCAUCAUUAAAUCCAAGAGAGUUUUCAGUACUUCAGCUGGCAAAAAAAAAAAAAAAAGCCCAUAGUCCAUAUUUUUUUCAUAAUUUUCUAAUUUUCGUAAGCUACAAAAGCAAUGACCAACCAGGACCAGGUUUCCAUUGUGUUUUACUGAAUGUACACAGAGGAAGAUAUAUACCUGAACCUAAAGGGUUUAUAAAUUAAGAAUUAUUAGUGAUUUAAUUCUAGGUGUCAGUUGUUGUAAACUUUGAAAAGUAUACCAGUUCUCUGCAUUUUUGUAUUUAAGAUUGUUAAAGCUUCAGUGCACUGUUCAUAUAAUUAAUGCACUUUUAAAAAAAAGAUGUCAGAUCGGUUUCUAAACUGAUUAUUUUUUGUGUGUGUGUGUUUAAAAAGAAAGUUAUCUCAUUGUUUGUUUAGUUAAGACACAGCAGUGCUUUGGAAAACCUGACUUUUUGUACUGCUGUCCCACUAUAUUUACUUUGAAAAAUGGUAUAUUGAAGUUUCAUCAGAUUGCAUAUUAUGUCAGGUUUAUAUCAGUUAAUUUUUGCAGAUUUUUCAGAAACACUUAAUUUUUAGAUGUAUCUAAUGCCAGGUGACUAAUGUUAACAAGGUCAGCCUCCUAUUUAAAAGUCUUCCCAAAAAGCCAGACUUAAAAUUACUUUUUAAAUUCCUGUUGACAUGGAUGUAAACCUUUUGAGCAUUUCACUGUAACUUUAUUGCUGUACACAAUAUGUGUGGGAUCAUGGUUAUUUUUGAAAUGUCUUCUGUAUCAUUUCUGUGGCUUUUGUAUAACAAAAUCUGUAUAACUUUAUUUGUGAAAUGGAGAUAUGUCUAAAAAGUACUUAAGAUGGGAGAAGUUAGAAAUAAAUACACUUUAGGAGCAGUG